Molecule: messenger RNA, 2682 nt
Organism: Miscanthus lutarioriparius
Lineage: Eukaryota; Viridiplantae; Streptophyta; Magnoliopsida; Poales; Poaceae
Source: the annotation of a GenBank genome assembly
AUGGCCUUGGAGGAUAGCCUACAAAGGGCUCUUCUCCGAGCACAGGUCAUCGAUGAGGAGGCCAUGGGACGGCACAUCACAAAUCAAGCCUUGAUCCAGCAGCUGGGCAUGCUGAGAGAUGCCAUGCACCGAGGCUAUUACGCACUCGAUGCCUUCAGGUACCAGCCUCACUACAGAGAGGAGGGCAAUGAUCCAGCUAUUAGGGGCUUUAUGUCCCUAUCCAAGGUACCCUCUCCAAAGGAUCCCUAUUUCUUCAGUCGAACUGCACAGUCCCAGGUACAGCUAGAAGAUGCACUUGACAGAUUGAGGUCCAUGAUGUUUGAUCUGAAUGAGUCAGUCAUUUUCAUGAUGAGCUACCCUCGUCUGUAUCGCCAACCUUGCAGCAUGCAUAUCCUCCUUGGUAACUGCAUGUUUGGUCGCCAGAUGGAAGCAGAACUAGUUAUUAAAUUCCUGUUGCACACACACCCUCAUUGUUCUCAAGAAUUGGAGGUCAUGCCAAUUGUUGGUCCACCCAGAGUUGGCAAGAGUACCCUAGUCGCUCAUGUUUGCAAGGACGAAAGAGUCCGUGAUUAUUUCUCAGAAAUCUUGUGGUUGUGUGAGUUCGAUUUUACAAAUGAUGAGCUAGUUUGCAGACAAGGAUAUGUGAUGAACCAUAAAAAUCGUAUGCCAAACUCGAACAGAGGCAAGAGAUUUCUUGUUGUCAUUGAACUAUCUGGAAAUCUCAGCGAAGAGGCAUGGAAUAGGUUGUAUCUUGGUUCCAGAGGAAGCUUUUCUAGUGGUAGUAAAAUAAUAGUCACAAGCCGUUCAGACAAGAUUGUAAAGUUUGGAACAACACCGGCUCUAACUCUGAAGUUUCUUUCCAAGGAGGCAUAUUGGUAUUUCUUCAAGACACUUACAUUUGGAAGUAUGGACCCUGAGAAGCACCCAAGUCUUGCACAACUUGCCAUGGAGAUAGCUAGAUUGCAGUAUGGUUCAUUCCAUGGUGCAUACAUCAUGUCUUAUUUGUUGAGGGACAAUUUGAACAUACACUUUUGGCGCAAGGUUUUGAGCUUCUUGAGAAGGGCCAUCCAGAAGCAUGUCUCUGAAUUCGGCGUGCAUCCGUUUGAUCUUCUGUAUCAAAACAGACCUGUACAGCAUGGAAGAAUGGCUACACCUUCCGAAGAUUUCAUGAUUUGUCAUCAGUAUCACCGUUCUCCACAAGAGGAGGUUCCGGAGAUAAGAAUCCAAGAUUUGUUGUUUGGAAGCAUUAAGAGACAUGGAAAAUUUGAGGUCCUAGUAUGGAGAUGCCAGCUGGCCCCCUACUACAGCUAUGUCAAUGCUUGUGAGAUUCGAAAGCGAAAAAUUACAGUCAGAGUGUUCUCAAAUCACACCAACUUAAAGGUGGUCUACAAAGUAAUUACACAGAUCAUAGAUGGUGAUGGCUCAGUGGUUCACUUAGCGAAGGCUUCGAAUUCAACAGUCAAGGGCUCCUUGGGUGAAUUGAUGACUAGAUCCAUGAAUUUCAUCAUCGACAAGUUCUCUAAGCCGCCGGCACUGACCAUGGAGGAAAGCCUCCAGAGGACUCUUCUCCGAGCACAGGCCAUCGACGAGGAGGCCAUGGUGCGGCACAUCACUAAUCAAGCCAUGAUCCAGCAGCUGGGCAUGCUGAGAGACGCCAUGCACCGAGGCUAUUACACACUCGACGCCUUCAGGUACCAGCCUCACUAUGGAGAGGAUGACAGUGAUCAAGUUGUGAGUCGAUUUAUGUCCCUAUCCAAGCCUCAUAGUUCUCAAGAGUUGGAGGUCCUGCCAAUUGUCGGUCCACCCAGAGUCGGCAAGAGUACCCUAGUCGCUCAUGUUUGCAAGGACGAAAGAGUCCGUGAUUAUUUCUCAGAAAUUUUGUGGUUGUGUGACUCCAAUUUUAUAAAUGAUGAGCUAGCUUGCAGAGAAGGAUGUGUAAUGAAACAUCAAAAUCAAGUGUCAAACUCGAACAAAGGCAAGAGAUUGCUAGUUGUUAUAGAACUAUCUAGAAAUCUCUAUGAAGAUGCUUGGAGUAGGUUCUAUCUUGCUUCCAAACGGAGCUUUUGUUGCAGGAGUAAAAUCAUAGUCACAAGCCGUUUAGACAGAGUUGCAAAAUUUGGAACAGCACAGGCUCUAACUCUAAAGCACCUAUCACAUGAAGCAUACUGGUAUUUCUUCAAGACACUUACAUUUGGAAGCAUGGAUCCCGAGACACACCCAAGACUUGCACAACUGUCCAUGGAGAUAGCCAGAACGCAGAAACGUUUGAUCAUUGGCGCAUACAUCACCUCUUAUUUGUUGAGGAACAAUUUUGACAUCAAUUUUUGGUGCAAGGUUCUGAAGUUCUGGAGAGGGAUCAUCCGGAAGCAUGUCUCCAAAUUCGGCGUGCAUCCAUCUGAACUUUUCGACCAAAACAGAUAUGUACAGAUUGGAAGAAUGACUGCACCUUCUGAAGAUUGUAUGCUUUGUCGUCAGUAUCAGCACUCUUCCCAAGAGGAGGUUCCAGAGAUAAGAGUCCAAGAUAUCCUGUAUGGAAGCAUUAAACUUCAUGGGAAAUUUGAGGUCCUAUUAUGGAGAUCUCAGAUACCACCGUACUAUAGCUAUCUUUGUGAGAUUCGAGAGCGAAAGGCUACAGGUGCCAAGAGGAAGCGUUCUAUGAAAGAUGGAGUCACAUUUUGUUAA